CUGGGGGAAGCUCUUACAUGCCAACCAUUAUUUCUCAGAAUGCCUUCCUGCUCAGGAUAUGAGGUCCUGGAGAUAGGGCCUGCUCUCAAGACUGAGUGCUCUGAGAAGCAAAAGCCAGUUACUUCCAGGAAGUAUACAACCCGAGGGAUAGCAGUCCUGGGGAUCGUGUCGCCCUCGGUCCCUGUGCCUGGACCACGCCUGACUACCUGCCUCCCGAUGGCUUCCUCUGAGACGUGUGACGCCAGCCGAGCGGCCUCCGCGCUACGUUAUGGCAUGACGGUCAGCGGCAUGGUGCUUCUGGUAGCUGGGACACUCUGUUUUGCUUGGUGGAGUGAAGGAGAUGCAGGUGCUCAGCCUGGCCAGCCGGCCCCACCCACUGGGCACCCUGUGCCUGAGGCCCCCAGUCCCCUGCUCAGGUCAGUCAGCUUCUUCUGCUGUGGCACAGGGGGCCUGCUACUACUCUUCGGCCUGCUGUGGUCCAUCAAGGCCAGCACCCAGGGGCCUCCCCGCUGGGACCCGUAUCACCUCUCCAGAGACCUGUACUACCUCACUGUGGAGCCCUCGGAGAAGGAGAGCUACAGGCUCCCAGUGGUGGCUGCCAUCCCCACUUACGAGGAGGCCAUAUGCUGCCCACUCGCCGAGGGGCCCCCGACACCACCCGUGGACCCCAUGCAGGAAAGCCUGAAGGACAGUGCCUCUUGGGAUGCCCUGCUCGGGACCCAGCACCCCCCACAGCCGCCCAACUACGAAAGCAUCACUGGUGCCGUGCACGACAUCUCUGGAGAGACAGCUCCUGGCACGACGGGCUCCUGUCCAGGCCCGGCUCAGACUGCGGGCGGGGAAGGGUAAAGGCUCCCAGCAGACCUCAGAGCUGGGGUGAUGAGCUUCCGGUGUGCAGUGCAGGGCCUGGUACACACGAGGCACGCAACAAAUGAUUGCUGUUGAAUGCUCUUGUAUUUACCUGUUGCUGUGUAACAAACUGCUUAAAUAAAUCCGUCUUACUAUC
Molecule: messenger RNA, 1006 nt
Organism: Mustela erminea (ermine)
Lineage: Eukaryota; Metazoa; Chordata; Mammalia; Carnivora; Mustelidae
Gene: TMEM61
Product: transmembrane protein 61
Exons: 4
Coding region: 40-849 (269 amino acids)
Source: RefSeq, a predicted model, not a curated record